This is a messenger RNA of Papilio xuthus (Asian swallowtail), 2328 nucleotides long. RefSeq lists its product as uncharacterized. The record is from RefSeq and is a predicted model, not a curated record. The transcript is spliced from 5 exons. Bases 360 to 1790 code for a protein of 476 amino acids. NCBI's taxonomy places the organism in Eukaryota, Metazoa, Arthropoda, Insecta, Lepidoptera, Papilionidae.
CCGGUGCAGUACACAUUUGCUCAAGAUGCAACAAUGCAAGCGAUCGCUUGCGCUCACGCUGACGCGGUAGCGGGUGAAGACAGUGCCGCGGGGCGAUUGCAGCCGCCUCCAGUCCGCGAGCCCGCCACCACGGCACGCCACGCUAGUAUGCCGCGCGCCGCCACGCCGAGCGCUCUGACGCUGAAUCGACUUCUAAUAAAACAAACAGAGCUAUUAUCUCGCCGCGAUAACGACACUAUAUCAGUUCGUGAUAAUUUACCAGAGUGAUAACAGAUAAAAAACGAAGUGGACGACGCCUGCUUCGCUGUGCCCCUGUUAUGUAAAAGUUUUACAAUCGGAAAAUCUUCGGAGUCGCAACUAUGACGACGAUGGCGGGACCUCGGAAGACAGUCUCGAUUUAUGACUAUCCUGAGCAUCUGAACCCCUUUCGGGAGGAGGAUAACCACAACAAGAUACGUUUCUGGACGAUCGGACGUAAACUAAGUCGAUCAAACAGCAUCACGUUUAAGGACAUAAGAAAUUCUUGGUCAUUAAGAUCGUUUAUGAAGAAAGGAAAAAAAGAAAAAUCAGAAACUAAGCCGAGUCAGCAGAACGGAGAGAGCAGUCCUGUUGUCUACAGGCGGGCUUUGCAAUACUCAUUGGCAUCAACGGGCGGUGGUGCGGGCGUUCGCAGCACAGUGGGCUCUCCGGAGCGCACGGACCGGUACGUGUAUGGAGGGUCGGUGACGCCACUACCGCGCUCACGUUUCCAGGAGCGCUUGCGCAGCCCCAGCCAGCAUGAGGUCAACUCCAUCAGUACAACGCCGCGUAUGGCCCGCAGCGAUAUAACGGGCUCGCGGUUGAGCGUGGAGAGCACCAACCCCUUUGACGAGUGCCCCGUACCGCCGGUGCGCGCCUCACGUCGCAAGAAAAAGCGCGCGCCCCUACCACCGCCAACUGCUGCCAUUUCUCCUGACGUUACGGGGGAACAAACAGAGUUAAGAAUAACUGAAAUGGACGACCAAAAAGAACAAAACAAAAGUGUUGAUGACGAGAUAGAAAAUGUCAAUCUGAAUAUUGAACUUAAAAUAGUCGAAGAUGAAGAUGUUCAGAACAGAAGUAUAGAGACAAGUCCUACCACAGUCGAAGAGAUAACAACAACUACAGUUUCAGAAAAACUCAACGAAACAGAAAACACAAUCGAAGCUACAAACGAACAACUGAACGGGAAAGAUGAUGAAAUGACCAUAAUAAAAAAUUCCGAUUCUGAGGACGAUAUAUUGAACAAAGUUUCAUUUCCCAAAAUUGAUAUAAAUAAAUAUAGAAGAAAUUCAAGUGUUAACGAAGACGAUAUCAGAUUGCGGCGAGGUAACCUAGAAGACUUCCAUUCGCUAUCCAAUAAACGGAGCAAAAGUUUAACUAAUGCUCUCGACGGAUCGUACGUGGCUUACGAUAUAAAUUUAAAUGAAGACAAAGGUCAAAUCGAUGAGAACAGCAAUGAGGAACCUCAGAAAGUGGUUUGUAAACUUUACGACGAUCCAAGAAAGCUUAGCAUCGAUAAAUCUAUUUCGAGUACAGAAAAUGAGUUUAUGGAAAUUGAUAAAGCCACAAGAGAACUUGAAAGAGAAAUCAGUAAACUAAAUUCGGCUUUACAAGAAGAAGACAUUAAUUUGCAAGGAGCGCGUCUGUCGGUCUCUGAUAUAAGAAGGAAAUUUGAUAAACCUGAUGUUUCAUCACCAAAUCCAAUACCAAAGCCACGAAGAAGUCACUACGGCGAUACACAAACCGCUAACGGAAAUAUUCAAACGUAAGAUAUAAGCUGUUACUUUAAAAUUUUAAACUGCUUUAUAUAAAUGUUUACAUUUGUAAUUUUAUAUGAUUGGAUCUCAGGCAUAUUUAUGACUACCCAGGACAAUAUUGUACAUUUUGUAUCUGCUCGUACAGAUAAUAAUUUGGGUCUAAAUCCAGUACUUUUCAAUAACAUAUGGCAACACUAUAUAAUUUAGUUACCAUUUCAUUUUUUGUUGAAUACGAAAAUAUUUGGUAAUCGAGAAAUAAUAUAAUCCUCUUAUCUUAUUUUAGUCAUAAAGAUUUUUUAUUUAAUGUUUUAUUUUUGUACAUGAGAAUUUAUUUAUAUUGCACAUAGAGUAUAAAAGUACUUUUUUUUAUAAAGAAUAAUGUGAUAUUGUCCAAAUUAUUUAUUUAAAAGAAAUUUUUUAGUUACAUAUUAAUUAAGUAAACAGUUUGGCAUUAUUUUUAGUGGUAAAUAUUUUACAUAAUGUACAAGAUUCCUAUUUAUUUAUAAGAGUUAUAUUUACAUCGGGAUUGCUAUUUUUUUGUUAUAUGCCU